Molecule: messenger RNA, 1515 nt
Organism: Gavialis gangeticus (Gharial)
Lineage: Eukaryota; Metazoa; Chordata; Crocodylia; Gavialidae
Gene: AK2
Product: adenylate kinase 2
Exons: 7
Coding region: 45-740 (231 amino acids)
Biological process (GO): ADP biosynthetic process
Cellular component (GO): cytoplasm; mitochondrion
Molecular function (GO): ATP binding; AMP kinase activity
Source: RefSeq, a predicted model, not a curated record
ACGGCCCUUGCUGGAAGCGGAGGCCGGGCGGCGGUAGCGGCACCAUGGCUCCAAACGUGCAGACAGAGGACGUGCGCCGUGGCCUCCGCGCCGUGCUGCUGGGGCCGCCCGGGGCAGGCAAGGGCACGCAGGCUCCCAAGCUGGCUGAGAGGUACUGUAUUUGCCACCUGGCAACAGGUGACAUGCUGAGGGCCAUGGUGGCAUCUGGAUCCGAACUGGGCAAACGGCUGAAGGAGACCAUGGAUGCCGGGAAGCUGGUGAGUGACGAGAUGGUGGUAGAGCUGAUAGAGAAUAACUUAGACACCCCUCCCUGCAAAAAUGGCUUCUUGCUGGAUGGCUUCCCUCGCACUGUGCGGCAGGCAGAGAUGCUGGAUGAUCUCAUGGAGAAAAGGAGAGAGAAGCUGGACUCUGUGAUUGAAUUCAGCAUUGCUGACUCCUUGCUUAUCCGAAGAAUCACUGGCCGACUGAUUCAUUCAGCAAGCGGCCGCUCUUACCAUGAGGAGUUCAACCCCCCGAAAGAGCACAUGAAGGACGAUGUCACUGGGGAGCCCUUGAUCCGCCGUUCUGAUGAUAAUGAAGCAGCUCUGAAGACUCGGCUGAAGGCCUACCACACACAGACCACCCCACUGAUCAACUACUACACCCAGCGUGGGAUCCACACGGCCAUCGACGCCUCCCAGUCUCCUGACGUGGUGUUUGCCAGUAUCCUGGCAGCCUUCUCAAGAGCAACAUCCGAGUGACUGCGUGAGCCAGAUGAGACGCCACCAAAGGCUGCAUGCUGUUCCACAUCAUUCCAUCCCUUCCCUUUGGGAGAGAGGGGGGGCUGUGGCAGGGCAUGGGGUCGUGGCUGAUCAGAGGAAGGGUGGGGAAGAUGCCAAAGGCAGACUGGUUUUUCUCAUCAGAAUCAUGCUUAAGAGGAGAUUUUUAUCUCUCUCAAAUCAGCAUAUGGGGAGGAAGAAUGACUGCAGAGUGAAAAUGGAUUUCUGUGCCAAAGACCAGACCCGAGAUCCUUUGCUGUGUUAAGAGGGCUGGACUACCACCCUUCCACUUGGGACUGCAGUGCUUGCUCCAUGGUUUCUUAUGACUCCAGGGAGGUUGCAGAAUGGGUUGUUCUGCUACUUGCCCUCAGCUCCCUACGGUUGACCAAAAUGAAUGAAUGCCUCCUUAGCUCUCAAAAGGAAAGACAAAUUUAGUCAGCUUUUUUUCUCCCAAUUCAUGGAAGUUCUGGCCUUUCUCAGGGCAAUCUUAAAAUGAAGCUGUGGUGCUCAUCAGUCAUCUGAGAAGCCAUUCACUCCCAUAUAAUGUGUCUAGGGUCCUGAGCUGUAGUCCAAACCUGUCUUCAAGAGACAAUGGCUCCUUUCUGAUCUUGGCAAAACUAAUGUCAAAGAAAUGCAAAAGGAUAUUUCUCCUCUCCCAUUUGACUGAAAGUGGCACUUGGAUUAUUUUUGCCUUUCUUUACAGACCAAAUGCUGCCUUGUCUAGUCUCUGAAUCAAUAAAAUGUCUUUUAAAUUUUG